GAUACAUAAGAAGCAAACUCUACUCUCAUCUGAGAGAACCAGACGGACAGCUUCCUUCAUUCCUUCACACUCUUCCACGAGCCUUACACCGCAUCUUCGGUUCACGAAGCACACACAAUGGCGACGAACAACCAGCAAAGACUUUAUGACAUCGUCCCAAUUCCCAACAAGGGUACUGGUGUCAUCGCAACCCAAGACAUCGCCAAAGGCACGCGCAUUAUGGCUGAAAAGCCACUCUUUAUCGUGCCUACUAAUGUCAUGGGAAAAGGCAACGACGUCGUGGAGAAGUACAUCGCUGAACAACUGAAGGGCCUCGACAAAGAUCAGCAACGUGCCUUCCUCAGCCUGCACAACUGCCACGGCACCAAGUUCAGGCCUUUCCUUGCCAUCUCCAAGACGAACAUGCUCGGUCUUGGCUCCCCGCCCGUCGGAGGCGGCCUUUUCACUGAAGCAUCACGUAUCAACCACGCUUGCAACCCCAACACGCAAAAUAGCUGGAAUGAACGCAUCAGCCGCGAAACCAUCCAUGCCGUCCGUGACAUCAAGAAAGGGGAGGAGAUCACCAUCUCUUACAUCGGACACUUCGCGGCGUAUGACGAGCGUCAGUCCAUUCUCAAGAACAAGUUCAACUUUGACUGCGCAUGCGAGCUGUGCUCAUUGCCAUCCGGCCAACGUAGGGCCAGCGACAUGAGGCUUACCACCAUCCAUACACUGGAUCAGGCUAUUCUCAGCGCCAGAAGCAACGUCAAAUUUGGACUUGAGAUGGUGCGCAAGAUGCUGUCACUGCUCGAAGAUGAGGGCACGUACAACAGCCAGGUGUACCGCGCGUACUAUGAUGCCUUCCAGAUGAUGGCUGCGAUUGAUGAUAAGGCGAGGGCUGGGGAGUUGAUUCGAAUGGCGUUGGAGCAUGCAAGAGCUGUCGAGGGUAAUGAUUCGGAGACUGUAAAGAGCUUUGAGCGCUUAGCUGCGAACCCGACGAAGCAUAUGGCGUGGGGAUUGUAUGGAAGGAAGAAGACGCAGGAGACGGCGCCCGCGGAUAAGGAUUCGGAAGGAUUUAGGACGUGGUUGUGGAUGGAGUAAAGUGUACCUUCCCUUUGAGAGCUAGCUAAUGCCAAUCGAACUUGGCCGGUUCUCUAUCGACUAUCGCUCCAAUGUCGCUACUUCCAAUAUCGCUGCUUCUAAUGUCGCUGCUUCCAAUGUCGCUACUUCCGGCAAUCGUAGUGUCACGGGGCGCGAGCAAGCACUAAGCUAAG
This is a messenger RNA of Neurospora tetraspora, 1253 nucleotides long. RefSeq lists its product as uncharacterized. The transcript has a single exon. Gene Ontology annotation, molecular function: protein binding. The record is from RefSeq and is a predicted model, not a curated record. Bases 118 to 1080 code for a protein of 320 amino acids. NCBI's taxonomy places the organism in Eukaryota, Fungi, Ascomycota, Sordariomycetes, Sordariales, Sordariaceae.